AUGGGAACGAAUUCCGUUUGGAUGCAGUUGCCAUUAUUAACAGCAGAAUUGCCAGAACAUUGGAAUUUGCCCAGUUAUUUGGCGGCUGUUGUGCAGGUGACGGUUUUUUAUAAUUUUUAAUAUUGUUCAAUUUUGGCGUUAGCGUAAGUUAACAAGAGUUUUCAGGAAAAAAACUGAAUAAAAAAAAAAUUUUUUUUUCGCAAUUUAUUUUGUUUAAAACUAACCUUUCCAUUGAGUAGUGCUAUAACUAACGUCAUAUAGUCAAGUAGAAGGUUUAGAUAGCUUGCAUUGCCCCACUAAUUUACACGGUGCUGCACAAGGGUGUCAAGUCGUUCACCCUGCCCACGCCGCCUCUGAUCGUCGCCUUCUUGUUGCUUGCUUGCGCUUGUCAAUUGGGUAACUUUUCUGAAGAUGCUAAUAAAUCAUCUUAAAAGACUCCUGAAAAAAAUUGGAUAUUGGUAACGCGAAAAGAACAUGUUGGGGCAGUUCUAGGGACCACUUUAGUAGCGUCAGUGCCCUUAAGUGAUCCCUAGUUUUUUUCAGAAACGUAUUGAAAAUUUCUAGACUUCUUGAUGGAUUAUAGGAAAAGCUGAUUCACGACUGACUUGAGCCAUCUAAAAAAGGGUCCUGACACGAUAAUAAACGAGAUAGUUCCUGGUUAGUGGAGAGCGCAGACAGCUAGCCGAAAUUAAGAUAUAUCUCUGUAAUCUGCAGUUCAGGCCUGGUGUUCCUCUGGCAGAACACGGCGGUGGUUUUCGGGACGGAAAGGUCCCUUCCCCUGUACCUUCUCCUCUUCGGCCUCGCCAUCGUCAACGCCAUGUCCAGCGUCUUGUUUCUGCCCUUCAUGGCCCAGUUCCAUCCGGCCUAUCUCAAUGCCUACUUCCAUGGAAUGGGCCUCAGUGCCCUGAUCCCCAGCGUCCUGUCGUUGAUCCAAGGUUUCGGAAAUAUUUAAAAAAAUUAUUUUACUAAAAAAAGAAUUUCUUUUUGGAAUUUCCUGGAUGAAGUACUGAAGAUUUGAAGAUACAGAAAAAGUUUCACUUAAAAAAAUAUUUUAGGCUCCUUUUUUUAUCAAUUUUUAUGCAGAUUCUAGAAGAAAAAUGAUUUUUUUAAAUACGGAAGGCUGUUUUUCGGCUCGAAAUUCGAAAGUUGAGGACAAUUUAAUUUCUCUACUGUUUUUUUGAAAAAAAUCAUAACUUUUCGUUCUAUCCCAAAAAUAAUUACCCAAAGCAAUUUUCCAUGAGUUAAAAAUCAAAAUUUUUAGAAUUUUUCUCCCUUUUUGGGGCGAAUUACGGCUUGAAACCUGAGAAAAUGAAGAAUUUAACAAACUUUAUCAUCAGAAAAACCGUGAAAAUCCCAAAUUCGUCCAGGAACUUCGAAUUACGAGUGUAUCGGCUCGAUUCCUCACUAUUUCCCGCCACGAUUUUCUGUUUCGAUCUUCUUCCUGGUCAUUUUCCUGUGGACCUGUUUGGCGACGGCGUCCUUCGGAGCUCUCUACAUCUCCGGGGCUCAUACUCAUGAGUGGGUGCCAAUUUUCAGAAAGAGAUUGAAAAAAAAAAUUUCGAGGCGUUUUUCUUGGAAAUUCUUUUAGGAGACAAAAAAUGUUGGAAAUGAGGUGUUUUUCAUAUUAGUUUUAUAUAUAGACAAAGUCGGAAAGGCUGGAAAAAGGGUCCGUAGAAAUUAUCCUUUUUGCUGCCUUUUUGCGCCAUUUCAUAAGCUGGUCUGCCCCAUUUUGCCGCCUCUUUCUUUUCUCGAGCCUUUGAAAUCCCAGAAAAAUAAAAGGUUCCAAAAAAGGAAGGCAAAAGUUAGGAAGCUUCUGCUUCCGGUUCUUCGGAAGGCGUUUGGAAGCUUUCCAGCAAGUGGUCGAUCGCCUUCCAUAUAGCUUCCCAACACCUUCUACUCAGAAAAAAAGUCUGCUAAAAGUCUUCCAGAAGCUUUCCAGCAGGCUUCUGGCAGGCAUUUUCUAAUUUCACCUUCCAAGUACCUUCCGAACACCUUUCAAGGCUUUUCAGCUUCCAUACACCUUCCAACUCCCUGUUGGUUACCUUCCCAACACCUUCCCAGGAUUUGCCAGAGUAUAACUUCUAUAGAAUAUAUAUAGUUCUCCUUGUCUUGUAAGAUGAAUUUCGGACAAUUAACAUAUCUUCUUCCGUUCAAAAUUCCCAUUUUUCCUCAAAUUACCGUCUUCAGACACUCGAAAAAAGUCCAUGAAGGAACGCCGUUGAACGAGAAUCUCAGCUCGAAUUCCAACCGUUCUUCUCCUUGUUCAUCCCCGGAGUUGAACGAAACCGGCUCCCCGGCUGUCGAUACAAUCACGACGAACGCCGAGGAGGUUUCAACACGAAAAUUUCGACUUUCAACUGAGAAAUAGUCGUUUUUGCAGUCGAAAACGGUCGAAAGUUCGAUGAUCACCGGGUUCGAAUACGUCUUUUUGCUGUUUCUGACGGCGUUGGUCAACGCGCAAAUGAAUGGGAUCAUUCCGAGUAUUCAGAGCUACGCGGCGUUACCUUAUUCACAGGUAAAAAAAUAUGAAGACGAAAUAUGUAAAGUGAAAUUCAAGUUUCUAGAUUGAGAACGUUCAUUUUACUGUUUUUUUUUUCAAUUUUUUUCUUGUUCCAUGCGCCUUUUUCGGGCAUAAAAUCGUCCUGGUUAUCAUAUUUGGCUUUUCUUCUCCUUAUUAUCAAAUUAAACACUUUUUUUCGUUUUUUUAGAACCGGAAUUUUUUUGAAUUGAAUCAUCUCACCUUUUGAUCGAAUUUAAUUUAAAAUAGUUCCAGAUUUUCUGAAAUGAAAAAAAGGCUUUGCCUUUUUUUCCCCUGUUUUCAGAUGUCUAGCAAGUUUUAAAUUCAUUUUUUUCAAUAAUAUUCGAAUUUUUAUCCCUUGUUUUCAACUUUUGUUAUUCCUUUUUCAUACCAAAAGUUGAAUUAGAAAAAAGAAUUUGAUUAUCAAUUUUUGUUUUCACAAAAUCAAAAUAUAUUGAUAAUAUUCUUCCAUUCCAGGACACUUAUCACUAUGGGAUCACAUUUUCCAACGUCGUUUCGCCACUAGCUUCAUUUGCUCCCUUUUUCCUGAGCAUCAGGUUUUUUCUUUGAUUUUGAUUCCACAAGACAUAACAAUUUUCAGAAGUUUACCAAUUUUGGGGACAAUGACGGCGACUUCAUCCCUUGUCACUUCAUUCAUUAUUUAUUUGGCCGCCCUUUCGCCGAAUUUGAUAUUCAAUUCUCAAGGAUGGGGCAGCGUUUUGUCGGUGGGUUUUUUUUUCAAAGGCUUGACUUGAGAGUUUUUUAAAUUCUAUUCUAUUUUUUUCUAAUUUUCAUGAUUGAAAGAAUGAUAUCCUAGAAAAAAAUCGGAAAAAAAUUUCCUAGAAAAAUCGCAAAAAAAUCAAGAAAGUUUUUUUGGUCUUUUUUUGAAUGCCUAUUUUAAGUUUUUAAAGAACAAAUCUCUUUGAAAAAGCUUCCAUAAGGGAAAUUCCAAGCGAUUAUUGGAUUUUGACGUUUCUCAAGAUCGUUAUAGUUUUAUAGAUCUUUUUUUGUAUCAAAAGUCGGUGAACUUUUUUUGAAACUUAUAUUUAGCAUUUUUUUCGAAAAUAAGUAUCCAAAAAAAUCGGAUUUUUUUAUCAAAGAUUGAAAGAAUAAAUAGAAAAAAAAUGGUUCAGCCAUGUGAAGCUUGAAAUAAGGAUCUAGUUAAGUUUUCCUUAAAAAGUUUAACCACGCAGAAAAAGUCCAAACGACCUUAAAAAGAAGAGUCGAAAGCUCCUUUUUGAGUCCUUAAAAAGGUGUCAAAAGUUUCUAUGGAAUCUCUUUUUUUAAACCUUCUUUCACGCCUCCUUGAAAAGUCCUUUUCAGAAAUUGGUAGAAAAAAGGCGCCUUUAAGGCCUUUUAAAGGCUUUUUUCCGAAAAUAUUUUUUGAGACCUUUUGGACUCCGUCUGUGAAAGUGUAUGUAAAGCCGCCAAAAAAACUCGAUUAUUUUUUUGAUAGUAAAAAAACUAAAAUAAUUGAUAAUUUCUUUUCUUCAAGAUAACCAGUGCGGUAGUGGCGGCCGGCCUUCAUUCCUACCUUCGGGUCGUUUUUGCCUCCCUUCUAAGGGAAGGCAACCAGAGCGAAUCGCGCUUGUUCUGGUGUGGAGUUUUCAUUCAGGUUGGUAUUUAUCGGAAAAAAGAAGUGAAGAAAAAAAAAACUAAAUUUAACAACAAAAAAAAAAGUACGGAAAGAAAAACUUGUUAGGAAUAAGUUUCAGACAAUUUAGUUAAACCCAACAAUUUCCAUUUGAUCCAAUUUUGCUGGAAGUGCAACAUGAAAAUUUGAUGAAUUUAUGCAGAUGCAAUAAAUAAAAAGGCUCGAGUUUCAUGUUCAAAGUAGAAAUUUCAACAAUUUUAAUGAAAAAAACAGGGGUUUUGGUGUUUUUUAGGCUUUACAACUGUACUAAAAAGCAAUAGUUCCAAUUUUUUGAUUGAUUUCGAAUCAAAAUGUUCCAAAAAGUUUUUGCUAAGGUUCUAUUUAUUGAUUUUUGAUGCAAAUCAAAGUAAGCUUUUGAAAAGAUCAGAUCAGAUCUACGAAUUUCCAAACUUUUCAUUAAAAAGAAAUUUGAUGGCUUGUUCUUUUCUUACUAUAAAUCUGUUAACAUAAAUCGCAGCUGUGAAAUUAUAGUCAUUUUUUCCCCCAAUUGAAAGGCGAGGCGAGGGAGAAGCGUUGCGUGAGCGACGCGGCUUUUGGCGGGAGUUCUGAGGUCAAAUGCAAGCAUCAAAAAUGUAGAAAAAAAAAGUUUUUCAUUUUUUUAAUCUCUUAUUCGUUCAAUUGUACCUAUAAAAAAUAGCAGCUUGAAAGAAAUUGUCAAAAAAGGAGAAAAAAAGGUGGCUCGUCUUCGACCUUGAAACCCUCGCCAAAAGCCGCGUCGCACAUGCAAUGCUUCAUCCUCGCCAAUCUACUUCAAAAAAAGACUGCGAAAAGCGAAGGUCUUGAAGCGAAGAUAAUUAAUUUUGACCUAAUUUGUAUACGGUAUUUUUCGGCCGAAAAAAAACGUGACAAUAUGGUGCAGAAUGGGCUAUAACCGAUUCACGGCUAGCGUUAAGGGGCGUGGCCUGUCUGCGCUCUCCACCAGCCAGUCACUAUCUCUCAUUAUCGUGUCAGGACCCUUUUUUUUUUUUGCUUAAACCAGGCUUGGAUCAACUAUAUACCCGUCUCGGCUUUCAAGUCGCUAAGGAUUGACUAUGGAAAACUUCAUUGAAAAUAAAGUCAGGAAACUUUUUCCAAAAACGAAGAAGCAAGUUUUUUUUAAAUUCUCAAAUCCAGAUCGGCUCAUUCAUCGGCUCAGCAGUGAUGUUCCCGCUGGUCAACGUUUUCGGGCUUUUCAGAUCGGCCCAAGCUUGUCCUUCCCCAUAA
Caenorhabditis auriculariae is the source of this 5375-nucleotide messenger RNA. The record is from the annotation of a GenBank genome assembly. Lineage: Eukaryota; Metazoa; Nematoda; Chromadorea; Rhabditida; Rhabditidae.